Molecule: messenger RNA, 1182 nt
Organism: Pungitius pungitius (ninespine stickleback)
Lineage: Eukaryota; Metazoa; Chordata; Actinopteri; Perciformes; Gasterosteidae
Gene: ubl4a
Product: ubiquitin like 4A
Exons: 4
Coding region: 183-674 (163 amino acids)
Biological process (GO): post-translational protein targeting to endoplasmic reticulum membrane; tail-anchored membrane protein insertion into ER membrane
Cellular component (GO): BAT3 complex
Molecular function (GO): protein-folding chaperone binding
Source: RefSeq, a predicted model, not a curated record
GGCAGUAGUGUCACGUGAGCGGAGCAGCAGCACGCAUCCACCACAGAAGAAGAUGGGCCAUUGAUAAGCGAAGAAACGCCGUAGCUAUCUUGAGCUAGCAAAGUAACGUUAGCUGGAAAUAUUUAGUCGCUUAGCUUAUUUGUUGAAGGAGUUGUAGUGUUUUGUUCUAGGUGGCAUCGAAAAUGAUCCUUACCGUAAAACCCCUUCAAGGAAAGGAAUGCAGUGUUCAGGUGACUGAAGAUGAAAAGGUCUCCACAGUGAAGGAGCUUGUGUCAGACCGUCUCAACAUACCAGCCAACCAGCAGCGUUUGCUCUAUAAAGGAAAAGCGCUUGCAGAUGAACACCGACUGAGUGAUUAUUCCAUUGGGCCAGAGGCUAAAUUGAAUCUGGUCAUCCGUCCAGUGGGGGAGAGAACUGGAGCGUCGGGGACGGCUUCCAGUAGCGGCUGCAGCAGCGCCUCCUCCUCUUCCUCCUCACAAGGAAGAGUGUGGCAGACAGUGUCCACUAUACUUGCUAGACACUUUAGUCCAGCUGAUGCAGCAAAAGUCCAUGAACAGCUUAUUAAGGACUAUGAACGUUCUCUUCGUCAACUUAGUCUAGACGACAUUGAGCGUUUGGCGGGACGACUGCUUCACCCCGACGGCGAAGUCAUGGACACCUCCUACAUGGACUAAGAUUAGCUGGAAGUUGGUCAUUGUCAUUGUCUUUUGAGAAGCGCUCGAUUCUCUGAGGUGCAUACGGUGUUUAGCCUUUGAGACAUUGAAAAAUACAAUAUCCCUUUGCAUUGAGCUGUGUGCCUAAUCAUUGGCUGAGUGAAGACAGAUGCCAGAGACUAUUGAUUAUGUCAGCUAUUGGGCUUUCUUAUGACAAAAGGACGGAUGUUUAAACCGAGCAACUUUGAAUUUUCCAGUGUCUCUGACAUUCAAUCUGAUCAUAUACUAUUUUAAAACAAAGGACUUAAUUUAUGCUGUUGGUUUCACAUAAUCUCUGGCUGCUACAACUCCCAGUGGGCAGCUUCCGGAGGGAUUGUGUUUGUAAUUUCUGUGUCUGAUGGCGUGUUCUGUUAACAGUCCUUUGAAAGGUAACACAUGUUUUUAUUAUGUAACUAACUGAUGGUCAUUGAAUGAUUUGUAAAUAUCAUGUUUAUAUACAUGUACAUUAAACCACAGAAGGAAAAACGUA